Messenger RNA from Onychostoma macrolepis, 4908 nucleotides. It is a transcript of the gene pbxip1b, whose product is annotated as pre-B-cell leukemia homeobox interacting protein 1b. NCBI's taxonomy places the organism in Eukaryota, Metazoa, Chordata, Actinopteri, Cypriniformes, Cyprinidae. The transcript is spliced from 10 exons. The record is from RefSeq and is a predicted model, not a curated record. The coding region runs from base 152 to 2779 and encodes 875 amino acids.
AAACUUUCAAGACCGAAGGCCUGUCAACAAAACUGCACACUUGAGUUUGCAACUUUGCACAAGACACGGGAGAGUGGUGGCAAUUAAAGCGGUAUUAAAGGCGGAAGGUCCUUCAGAGUUACCAGUUGCUGGACGGAGCCACUAGGGGGCAAUGUCUGAAAACAGCAACAGUGCCAAUGGCAACAGCUGGACUCUUCUUACCCCGGAGGUAAAGGAGUCUGGAGUUGAGAAUGUGGGCCCUGUAGCUGAAGGUCUUCAGAUCGAGGGGCAGAUCUCAAAAGCACCUGAGCCCUCACCGGAGGCCCACAGUGACCUGGAGAAGCACUCCACUGAAGCAUCUGCUCACCAGCCGGAGACAGAGACAUCCACACAGUUGCAGUCUGACCCAGCUCUCACCCAUGGGUCAGAGCCUCCAGAGCUAUCUCAGCAGGUAACGUCUCCAGAGACGAGUGAGGGACGGGCCCAGCUGAAUGCAACCCAUAUCAAUGAAGAGCCCAGCUCUGUCAGUGCCACUGUUGAGGACAUCAGCUCCUGGACCCCUGACCAUGAGAAACAAGGUCUUUCAGAGAGCCCAGUUACUCCCAGCACUGAUGUCGAUUCAUUCUCUGACUCUUACACUCACAUAAGUUCUACCUCUGGAUCAAGUCCGCUUCCUGCCUCAGUUUGUCAGGAAAGAGACUGGUUUAAAUCGGAUGAGGAUUCACUGAUGAAAACCAUAACUGAAGAGUCUAAAGAAGUGUUGGAAACAAACGGAAAGGAGGGGGAUGGUUUACGAAAGAGACAAAUCUCCCACCUGGGCUCUUUGGACAAGACUGAGGCAGAAGAUGAUGAAGAGGGUGAGGAGGAAGACUUUCAACCACCUCAAAGAGAAGAGGAAACAGUCUUUUCUUUGAACAAGUGCAUCCUUGCAGCUGUCAUUCUUCUAGGACUAGGGACCAUUUUCUUCUCUGGUAUGCUCAUGGACCCAGAUGAUGAAGCAGACAUGGAUGUUAGAGAGCUGAAGGACCCAACAAAUCAGGAGUGGCUGAAUCCUGAGAUCUCCAAAGACACACCUGUUGGUCUUCAGCCUCCAGAUAUUUUAAGCAAACAGGUGAAGGAAGAUCAGCAAAUAUUGGUACUACAGGAACAGCUUCAGCAACAUCAGGGUGAACUGAAAGCAGCGCAACUUCGGGUGGAGGAAGGAGAGAAAGAGCGUGUGAGGAGAGAAAAGCUGGAAAAGGAAUAUGAGAGGAUAAAAGGAGAACUAGAUAGAGUACCUGCACUUCAGAAGGAGCUGGAGCAAGAGAACGAGAAGAUGAAAGAAGAAAGCGCAAGAGCAAAGAAAGAACUGGAGGCACUGCCAUCACUACAGAGAGAACUGGAGCAUCUGAGAGCUAAAGUUUCACAGCUCACACAGAGCGCAGGAAGUGCAGAGUCUGUUCCUCCCAUUGCAGCUUCUCGGAUGCCCUCUGCUGGAGACAAAAGUGAUGUACCACCGAUGGAAAGACAAGACAUGAAGCCCAGAAAGACUUGGGACAAAAAGAGUGAGGAGAAGGAACAAAGCAAGGGAGACAAAGAAUGGAAAAAGAAGAAAAGUGGAAAAAAGGAAGAUGACAAGGAAAAGAGGGAGCGAGUGACUGAGGGAAAACAUGUGAAGGAACAGAAGGACUGGAAAAAAGAUAAAAGCCACCAAGAGGCAGGUAAAGCAGGGAAGCGAAAAGAAGAGAGAAAAGAGUGGAAAAAGGACAAAAACCGAGAUCAUGGUAAAAUGGGCAAAGAAAGUGAAGACAAGAAAGAUUUUAAGGAGUGGGAGGAGAAAAAAGAAUUGAAGGAAGAUAAAAAGUGGAAGAAAGACAAACAUGUAGGACAGGAUGAGAGGAGGGGAGACAAAAAGGACUUGAAGGACACUGGAAACAAGAAAGUGAAAGAGGAAAAAGAAUGGAAACAGAGAGGGGAGCGGAAAGAGGACAAAGACUGGAAAAGCGAUAAACGGAGUGGUGGGAAUGACCAUAAAGAAUUGAAAGAGAAAAGGAAAGACGAAUGGAAAGGUGAAAAAGAAUGGGGAAAGGAAAAGAAUGAGGGAAAACACAACGAUAAAACGGAGAAGAAAUGGAAAGGAGACAAAGAAUUUCCAAAGGAGUAUGAUGAAAAAGAAAUGGAGAAGCAGUGGAGAGGGAAGUCAAAAGAUAAAGAAUGGUCAAGAGAGGGAGUAAAGGAGGAGAAAAAAAAGAAGGCGCCCUACCAUAAAAACGAAGUGAAAAAGAGUCCCAAUGAAAAGGAGAAACAUGGGCAUGGAGCACCAGACGAGACCUUCUCCCAUCACCAUUACGACCAUGAGAACUACUGGACCAGACAGAGAGAGCGCAUUCAGCACUAUGACGGGCAGCGGGAGACGUGCAACGGUGUGGCAGACUGCGCUCGAGUCGAGGGACUCUCUCCCGUCGGCCUGCGGGACUUCGAGACCCUUCUCCAGUCCUAUCUGAAGAAUCUCCAGGAUCAGGACCAGACCUCCAGGAAAGAGGAGCUCAGUAAGCUGGUGAAGGAGUUCUUCACGGACGGAGUGUUCGCUCAUGAUCAGAUGCCGUUCAGGGAGUUCGUGGAAGACGUAGGGGACAUUUUGGAGGACAUUGCUGAAGGAGAAGAGAGCGACAGCGAGGAAGAGGAGAGCGAAGAAGACGACGACGAUGAGAUGGAAGAAUUUGAAAGGGAGGCAAUAGAGAAAUUUGCACUUCCAGAGGAAGUGAGGAAGGUUGAGAAGAAGGGUGAGCAGAAGAAAGAGAGCAGAAGAGUGAAAGCUUGAAGGUUCCUCGUUGUAAUUUAGAGGUUUCAAAAAAAAAAACGAAAAGGUACAUCCGGAAACAGUCAGGCCUGAUAUUCUGCUUCCUAAUGUAGUGUGUCAUUUUUAAAAAGCUUGUUCAUUUUGAUCAGUAUGGCUUUGCUUUUUCUUUUCAUAGAUGAAGCAUUACUGUAAAACCUCAGUGAUGGUUUCCUCCUUAUAAUAGCUGUUUUUGAUCAUUUUUCAUUACUUUUACCUUUAUUUGAAAAUGUUAUACAACAUCAAAUAAAGACUCUUGAGAGUCGCCUGUUCAGUCAUUUAAAGAUCUGGGGCUGGAUUCAUGAAAUGUUGUUAAGAAUAAAAUUGUUUUAUUUUCUUCUUUUUUUAUUUUACAAAAUGCAUAGAAUAUUGUUUAUUUGUGACAAGAACUCUUAACAGUUAUUUUUUUGCCUUAAGAUGGUUCCUAAAAAAAGCUGUAAAAGAAUUAAAAUUUUUGAAAAACGUUCAAAAUAAUUCUAAAUUAUAUUUUAGACUACACAGAUGAUUAAUAAAUUAAUUGGACCGUUAUGAUAUUAAAAUAUAAGCAUUACAACAUUAUAAUACUGGCUAAAUAUACUACUGCAUUUUACUUAUUUAUAUAAUGUAGCAUACUUGUAGGUUUUUCAGAUGUAUGUUCAAGAUUAGAAAUACUGUGGAUUAUUAGAUAUGUUGCUAUUAGACAAAAAAGUUUAUAGAUGAAUAAAUUUACUGUCAAUAUUUACCAAGUAUUAAAUUAUUGCAUUAUAAAGACAAAUGUAACCUCAGUAGGCUAUUAUACAAUAAGAAAGUCAAAUCAUUUUAUCAUUGUUAUUCUUAAAAAAAAAAAUCCUAAAAAGAAAAUGAAUGUGUUCUUAAGACAAUAUUUGAGAUUUUUUAUCAUUUCACUUAAACUUCUCAUUUAUCUUUAGAACAUUAUUAAUUUUGUUUUGUUAAGAAGAUAUUCAUGAAUCUAGCUCCAAAAAAGAAGGGAACAGUGUCAAGAACUGUAGGAUCUACUGUUACGGCACAUCAGGUUUAUGUUUACAACCUGGCACAUAUAAUAUUCGUGUGGGAAUAUUAUCAGAAGAAUGUAAUUGUGAGAGUUACAGACUAGUAUAGUCAUUUUUUCAAUCCUUUACAGUAGUCACGUAACGAUUUAUGUUCAUUUUAGGAUCAUAUUUAGCUUGUAGACUAUGUACAGAUAUUAAAUAGAUUGUUGGAGUUUUAUUAAUGUUUAUAAUUUUGGCUUUUCUUUUCUUUCUUUUUUCUAAUUCUUUAAAUUAUUUUGUUUGUCUUUGUCUGUUUGUUUGAGAGUUUCUGUAGUAUUUAUAACAUUUUAUGGAGGAUAUCGUUAGUAAGUAACAUGCUUGUAUUGUCUGGAACUUUGUAAUCAUUAAAAAGUGACAAACAAAAACACAAGCAAAUCCUUAAAGAAAAGUGCAGGCCAUCCUAGUUGUAUGUAAAGGUAAGGUGAGUGCAGUAAGGUUUGUAAUUUUAAGGUGUGUAAUUUUGUGGGGUUUUUUGCUCUGAAUCCUGUUUUUUGUCAAAUUAUACGCUGUCAGGCAAAACUGCUUGCACCUUUACAGUCUGGCUUUCACAGAUCCUGUGCUGGGUUGAACAGUUAAAUGCAAAAACUUAAGUAUUGUACACUUAUAUACUUAAUUACUUAAACGCAGCAUGUACAUGUUUUUCACAGGCCACUAAAUUGUAACAAAAUUGCAAUAUUGAUAAGUGUAAUUUGUUUUUUGUUUUGUUUUUUAAUUGUUAAUCACAAAAGUUCAAAUGGUUGUGGUUAUGGUAGUGGGAAAUAUUUUUGCUGUGAAACUUUUCACAGAAUAAACAUAUACAUACGGUCAUGCAUGAUGUGUUGCUUUAGUUAUUUGCUGUAAGAUUUGUGCAUUUUUAGGAAAACUUCUAAAAGAGGCCUGCAUCAGUGACUGCGAUACCUUAUCUCUUCAUCACAUCGCUUGUAGUUCCUGAAUAGUAGUUCCUCCUGUGCUGCACUGUAUUUGGAACUUAUUUGGCCAGAAUGUCUGCAUGAAUGUCUCAAAUGAACUGUGAAGUGUUUGUUAUUGUUGCUUGUUUUGUGCACAUGCAUUUACAAUGUCAGAACUUUAUUAAACAAUAUUAAACUG